AUGCAGCCCAUGCAGAGACAGAGCAAUAUUGAGAUCGACAGUGGUGUAACGAUACAAUUCCAACUUCGUGGCUAUUCCAAUCCUCAAUUUGCUCUGCCAAAUGGGUGGACGUGCACUUGUCCAGCUGGAUACAACUGCAGCUACCUGAAGAUCCCACCUACAUGUUACUUCAGCUUCACAUUUAUAAUUUCGGCCCCAGACACAUCAGUACGGUACCUGGCCACCAACUUUGUUACACUGGACGCAAGCGGUUCGCUUCCAAACUCUCAACGAUCUGCAUGGGACCAGAACUAUGUUAUUCAGCUGCCUACCAAGCCGUCUGCAAUCGACAUAUUCGCCCAUAAUCUUGGAGCAGUGAUCAACCAGGCGGAUGGGACUCUAGUGAGCGACGACACCCUCACCCAUGCCGAUACCUUCGUUGUGCCGUUGUCAGACGCGUUACCGGCUGUUGGAGGAGUGCAGAGCAUGUCUCAGCAACACACUUACCAAGGAAAGCUACUAGGAACCACGUUGUUUUUGGCGUACUCAAUCUCAUGCAGUGGCUCCUUGAUUGGCCCCGAUUGUGAUCUGACCUGCAAUCAGUCGUCAAUUAAUUCCAAUACUGCUGCUUGCCGUUCAAACAGUACUGGGUUCUUCUAUGUUUGCACUUAUCAAUCAGGAGGACAGGUGGAUGACUGUAAAAGUUGCCCAUGGGGAAUAAAGGAGGACACCUAUUGCCAGGAUGAAGGAGGUGGUAUACUCGAUCCCUACAACUCCGGCGUUGUCGGCGUUGGUUUCCGUACCGCGACUAUCAUCCUCUCGGUCAUUGUUCUGAUCUUCCUUCUCCUUCUGAUUUUCCUUUUGCUUGCCCUGUGCAUACUGCAACGUCGUCGAAACAGACCAGUGGAGAAGGAGAUGACCACAUACGAGCACAACGGAUACACCGCCUCUACUCCGGCUUCCCGACCACUGCUGACUGCUGCCUACCGUGCCGAGCAGCCGACACCUCAACCGCGCUCUCAACCGCCCAGCCUUGACGCCCGACCUAUAAGUGAGUGCAUAUAG
Molecule: messenger RNA, 1044 nt
Organism: Haemonchus placei
Lineage: Eukaryota; Metazoa; Nematoda; Chromadorea; Rhabditida; Trichostrongylidae
Source: the annotation of a GenBank genome assembly